This is a messenger RNA of Hevea brasiliensis (rubber tree), 912 nucleotides long. RefSeq lists its product as uncharacterized. The record is from RefSeq and is a predicted model, not a curated record. The coding region runs from base 95 to 688 and encodes 197 amino acids. The transcript has 3 exons. Lineage: Eukaryota; Viridiplantae; Streptophyta; Magnoliopsida; Malpighiales; Euphorbiaceae.
AAAACACACCGUUUUCAUUUUCAUAGCCUCAAAAAUCUAGAGUCACAGAGGAGGCCCAGAACCCUGCAGAGCACUCAGCAUUCUCGGGCCAGCUAUGGCCGCUCGCUUCCCUGGAAUAUCGCUUUCGUCCUCAUCAUCGCUAAUCACACUCAUUAAAAAAUCAACGGCUGAUAAUUCCGCUAUCUACUUCAUCCAUGGCGUUUCCAGUCUCAGGUGGAAUUCUUCUUCUUACUCCUCCUCGUCAAAGCCUGACAAGAAGAUAACGGAUCGUCUGUCCGCUGUUAUAGACGCCGUCAACGACCGCAAGCUUCCUCCCGAACUCCGUGGCCAACGCAACGCUGUCAGGUCAGAAACUGAUAUUAUAAAUGUUGUUGAGCAAAGAAUUUGGCAUUCAAUGGAAGAAGGUCAAUUCGAGAACUUACCAGGGAAAGGCAAACCCCUUAACCUUAGCACUAAUCCUCAUUCUGAUCCAGCUGAAGACACUUUAUACAGAAUCCUCUCAAAAAAUGGAUGUGCACCAGAGUGGGUUGAACUCAACAAAGAGAUAAGGAGUAAAGUGUCUGAAUGGCGGGUUGCCUUGAAGAAAGCAUGGACAAAUAAAUGCAGUGGGGAUCACUCCAAAUGGAUUGAGAAAACUGUGACUUUAAAAAUGCAGAUGGGUGAUAUAAAUGAUAAGGUAAGCCCUUAGCUAUAGUUUCUCAUUGUUGCGUUGUCGUUCAGAUUUUCCGUUACAACCUCAUUGUACCUUUCGGCCGGCAGAUGUUUGGAUUGAAGUGGGAAAAGGAGCUGGAUCGUUUAAAGGAAUGAUUCUUUCUUUGUAGUGUAAAAUUGUAAUAUAUACUUGAUCAGUGCUGCUAUAUAAUAUUACUUCAGUGUUUGCUUUUGAAAUGCAGUUGGAAGUGUUUUGAGGCA